This is a messenger RNA of Ixodes scapularis (black-legged tick), 774 nucleotides long. RefSeq lists its product as uncharacterized. The record is from RefSeq and is a predicted model, not a curated record. NCBI's taxonomy places the organism in Eukaryota, Metazoa, Arthropoda, Arachnida, Ixodida, Ixodidae. The transcript has a single exon. The coding region runs from base 1 to 774 and encodes 257 amino acids. Gene Ontology annotation, biological process: DNA integration. Gene Ontology annotation, molecular function: nucleic acid binding.
AUGGCUCUCCAGAAAUACUCGUUGCAAGUGAAGCAUAUACCUGGGAAAGAACUGCUGCUAGGAGACGCACUUUCACGUUUUCCCGCUAAGGAAACGCUGGAAGAAGAGGAAAAGUUCCAAGUAAACGCGCUAGAGCACAUAUCAGUUACUCAAGACCGCCUUCAAGAAAUCCGAGAGGCAACCGCGAGUGACGCGCAACUGCAACUACUGCGUCAGUAUGCGCGGACUGCAUGGCCGGAAGAGAAAGACCAAGUGCCGCAACUUGGAAGGCCUUUUUGGUCAUACCGGGAGGAAAUCCAUGAAGAAGAUGGACUUGUACUCCGGUCCAACAAGCUAGUCAUACCUACAGCUAUUAGGCAAAAGAUCAUCAACCUGCUGCACGCAGCACACGCAGGCAAGGAGAAGAUGAAAAGAAGAGCUCGAGAUAUCCUGUUUUGGCCAGGAAUCAACGCUGACAUUGAGGGCAAGUACGACAACUGCAGCAUAUGUCAAAAGUACAAGCCAAGAAAUGUCAAGAUGCCACUCUUGAGUCAUGUGGUGCCAGCACUGCCUUGGCAGUAUGUUAGUGUGGAUUUCUUUACUCAUCAAGGACGGGAUUUCAUAAUCAUAGUGGACUUCUACUCAUUUUACUUCGAGGUCGAAGAAAUGAAAACCACCACAGCUUCCAAAGUUAAAGAGUUUUGCUUGAAGGCCUUCGCAACACACGGACUCCCUUCAAAACUUUUAAGUGAUAAUGGCCCCCGUUUGGGAGCCACGACUUCAAACAGGUCCUGA